AUGGUUUGGUUUGGAUUCAAAGUGAGGACACUUCACAAGUACGAGACUAAGUCAAGUUCAGUACAGUGUGAAGGUGGUACAGAACAGUUGAAUUCUGUUCGAGCCUGGGAUGAGGUGGAGAGGCCAGUAGAGUUUGUUUUGACGCGAUUUAUUUGCAAAAGUGAGGGUUUGUGCACUGUGCAUGUCCAUUUUCAAUCAAUUCUAUGUCACUUUCAUUCGUUUUCAAUAUUUUCUAGACAGUAUACAUCAUUUUUAAAGUUGCAUGCUUUGAGUGACCAGGGUUUGAAACCUGAAGACAUCCACUAUGUUAUUUGCUUAAAUGGACACAUAGAACAGAUUGGCAACCUCAACCUCUUCUCUGGAGCUGUCCAAUGUGUAGGCUAUGAUAUUUGUCGACAUGAUCAGUACUUACUGCAUGAGUUGAAAGAGGGGAUGCCCUUCAACAUAGAUGAGGAUGUAGAAAUAGGGCCAACACCUGGUCAUACAGGAAAUGAUGUGUUGGUGGUGGUGAAGAAGGCUAAUCUUGGAGUAUUAGCAGGGGUUGGUUGGUUGUUUUUUUUGUUGUUGUUGUUAGGUGGUGUAAGAAAAGUACAACCUUUUGCUUGACACAGAAAAUCAUGUUGAAGGAUUGUACUAUCCAGCUUUAAAAAGUAUGGUUAAAGUUCCCUUUCCAACCUUGCAAUCAAACGCAAGAUGAUGUAAAGGUCAUAUGUUUCUGUGGCCCCCUGGUUCGGAAGCCAAGGGCUUUACUGUUCAGCCAUUGGGCCUCAUGUUUAUUUUCAAACUGAUGUUUAAUGUUUUUUCAAUUUU
Messenger RNA from Biomphalaria glabrata, 810 nucleotides. RefSeq lists its product as uncharacterized. Bases 1 to 606 code for a protein of 201 amino acids. The transcript has 4 exons. NCBI's taxonomy places the organism in Eukaryota, Metazoa, Mollusca, Gastropoda, Planorbidae. The record is from RefSeq and is a predicted model, not a curated record.